Molecule: messenger RNA, 924 nt
Organism: Peronospora matthiolae
Lineage: Eukaryota; Oomycota; Peronosporomycetes; Peronosporales; Peronosporaceae
Source: the annotation of a GenBank genome assembly
AUGGCGCUGAGCAAACGCUUCGAAAUGACGGAUCUCGGUGAGCUCGAUUACUUUCUCGGCAUGGAGAUCAAGAACGACCGUAAGACGGGAAUGGUGACUGUACAACAAACCAAGUUUCUCAAGUCCGUGUUAACCAAGUUCGGAAUGGAUAACAGCAAGCCAGUGAAGACGCCUCAAGAUCCCGGCCUGAAGCUAACCAAGAACAUGUGUGAACAAGAAUGCAAGCACGAAGACACCAUGUGCAACGUGCCAUAUCGAAGUGCUGUCGGAGGCAUCAUGUAUCUCAUGGUCGCCACACGUCCGGAUCUAGCUGCUGCAGUGGGAUCAUUAUCCCAGUUCUCGUCCGACCCAUGCCCGACUCACUGGCAAGCUUUGAAGCGUGUGCUGAGAUACCUGCAAGCAACGCCCAAUCAUGGUCUUGAGUUUACACGUGAAGAAGGAAGCCGUAUCUGCGGGUACACCGACGCAGACUGGGCCGGCGACAUUGAGUCAAGACGAAGUACAAGCGGCUAUGUGUUCAUGAUGAGCGGAGGAUGCAUCAGCUGGAAAAGCCAGAAACAACGGACGGUCGCGCUAUCUUCAACAGAAGCAGAAUACAUGGCGCUUUCCGAAGCAACCAAAGAAGCAGUAUGGCUCAAAGUGCUUUUGGGGGAACUUGGUGAGAUGACAAGCGACGAAGCGAUCAAGAUGUAUGAAGACAACCAAGGAUCAAUCGCUCUCGCCAAGAACCCGGAGUUCCAUAAGAGAACAAAACACAUCGACAUACGCUACCAUUUUGUGCGUGAGAAGGUGGAAUCAGGUGAAGUCGUUUUGGAGUAUUGCCCGACUCAAGAUAUGCUGGCAGACAUGAUGACCAAGCCGAUCGCCGCUGUACAAUUUGAAAACAUUCGCGAUCGACUUGGGAUCCAAGGUGUUGCAUUGUAG